CCGGCGACGGUCGCGGUGUUGGGAACCGGGGGCGAGCGGGGCGCAGCCGCUGGCAGGCCCCGGGCGCAGGCCGUGGGCCAUGUCCGAGAGCGGCGGCGCCGGCGGGGCCGCCCCGGGCGGGGGAGGCGGCGGAGCGGGCGGUGGAGCGGGCGCGGGAGGCGCGGCCUCCGGCUCCGGGCCCGGCGCCACCGACCCGGCCUCGCUGCCGCCCGGCGACGCGCAGCUCAUCGCCAUCAUUGUGGAGCAGCUCAAGAGCCGCGGCCUGUUCGACGGCUUCCGCCGAGACUGCCUGGCCGACGUGGACACCAAGCCAGCCUAUCAAAAUUUGAGGCAGAAAGUAGACAACUUUGUAUCAACCCAUCUGGACAAACAGGAAUGGAAUCCAGCAAUGAACAAAAACCAGUUACGAAAUGGGCUAAGGCAGAGUGUGAUUCAUGAGUUCCUGAUACUAAGCAGCUGCAGUUGCAAAAUACAUGUCCUGUUAGAUUGGCAAUGGAUUACUUGUUCCGUUUGGUGCAGGACUGCUGUCUGCCAAAGAUAAGAUUGACCUUUAUCAGACCUGUGGGAAGGCACUGAAAUCAGUGAAAUUCAGAUGCACCUGGAGUUCUGCGGUUGGAGGGACAGCCAAAGUGUGAAGAUAUUUUUGCUGUGAACUGCAGUACAGAGAGCAGCAUGUAUUCUUGUUAGUCAUGCCUUCAGGCAAGGGGGUGGGAAGACAAAGGGAGUUGGCUCUUGUCUGGAGGGAGUAGGGAGGUGGUUUGAGAUGAUACUAGGCUUGAGAGCAGGAAGAAAAGGAUGUUUUGGGGGUGGGGUAGUCUCUUGGAGACCAAGUCAGAGCUGUCAGAUUUUCUUUGAUACAAGCCAGAUGAGAGGAAGCAUCAUACACCUCUGCUGCAUAAUGCAGCACUGAGUAGUAGGUGCCAAGCCAGGUGUAACUCAUUGCACUGCCUGCUUUAGGAAAGACAUUUCCUGUUUAAAACUGGAAAGAACACUUCAGGAUCAGUUAUCUAGGUAAUUUCUGUUGCAUUGCAGGAAAAAUGUUUACAGUUGGCUAUGACUAUAGCUGAUUAAAUUUUUAUUUCCCAGGUAACUCUGGGAAGCAAAGGGCACCAGAGUAGGGGGAUCAGUUUGAAACUUGUCUCUUUCAACUUGAAAGACUUUUCUUUCCUGUGAAAUUUCUCAGGUGCCUAGUGGAAACUGUCCUAUGCUUUCAGCUUGAAUGCAUGCAGUGUCCUCUGGAUGACAGUCAAGUAGAGAAAGUGAUCAAAUAUUCUGCCAGCAAAUGUCUAUACCUUUUGCAAUAAAAGACUUCAAAAAGCA
This is a messenger RNA of Falco peregrinus (peregrine falcon), 1320 nucleotides long. RefSeq names its product biorientation of chromosomes in cell division 1 (gene BOD1). NCBI's taxonomy places the organism in Eukaryota, Metazoa, Chordata, Aves, Falconiformes, Falconidae. The transcript is spliced from 3 exons. The record is from RefSeq and is a predicted model, not a curated record. The coding region runs from base 80 to 541 and encodes 153 amino acids.